UCUUCUGAACAGAAAACGGUAACUGAUUGAAUUUCGACGCCGCUUUAAACCUUAAUAUAAAAGACAUUCAAUAGGCAUAGAUUCAAGCAAUCAGACAACCAUAUACUGUGCUGACAACAACAGUACUGCCACGGCGACAGAUGUCGUCGCUCCCCGGUGGUACUGGUGAUAACAUCAUCUAUGCCCUGCUGUGUGGUGGGGCCUUCGCUGGAGCUGUCGCCUAUACGUACAGCACUGUGACCACAGACCACGCCAGAUUCACCGACCGUGUAGCGGAUAUCAACGCUCGUCCUAAGACCGAGUGGGUUCCCAAACCAUGGCCCCCCAAGAGCAGGGAUGAGGAAGAGGAGGGUGAGGAAGCAGUAGCUGAUGGAGAGGAGGAAGCAGAGGAGGCGGCGCCUGGAGAGGAGCCUGCAGCUGAAGAGACUGUAGAGGCGGAAAACGUAGCAGAACUUGCUGAAGAGACCGAAGCAGUCUCUGAAGAACCUGCUGUGGAGGCAGCAGUAGAGGAAGUGGCUGUAGUAGAAGCAGAGACUGUGGUGGAGGAGGUCGCAGAGGCUGUCGCCGAGGCUGCUGAAGUCAUCGCCGAGGUUGCUGAAGAGGUCGUUGAGGUGGCCAAGGAAGUAGAGGCGGCAGCAGAGGAAGUGGUCAUAGUGGCCGAGGCCGUGGAGGAUGCUGCAGAGGCCAUUGCCGUGCCCGCCUUCCCCGAGGAAGCAGUUGCUGUGGUAGAGCCAGAGAGCAAUGUGGCACCAGUCGCUAUGGCUGCAGCCUCUGCUUUGGCGGUGACAACAGUCGCUGAAGUAGUUUUAGAAGUCAAGGAGGCUGCCCCUGUAGAGGCCCCAGCUGCAGAAGAAGCCGCUCCAGUCGAGGCCGCACCCAUAGAAGAGGCUCCAACUGCAGUCGAAGAAGCUCCAAUUGAGGCUGCCGCAGCAGAGAUUGUGGAGGCAGACGCUGCUCCUGUGGAGGCAGACACUGCUCCUGUGGAGGCAGACGCGGCCCCUGUGGAGGCAGACGCGGCCCCUGUGGAGGCAGACCCCUGUGGAGGCAGACGCGGCCCCUGUGGAGGCAGACGCGGCCCCUGUGGAGGCAGACGCGGCCCCUGUGGAGGCAGACGCGGCCCCUGUGGAGGCAGACGCGGCCCCUGUGGAGGCAGACGCUGCCCCUGUGGUGGAAGAGACGCCAGCUGCUAAGGAGUACAUUGUCGUGGUGCUGGACGGAGCGAGCAAGUCAGACAAGAAGCCCAAAGUCCUGGGGAUUGGCCCCAUGACCGGCAGGAUUAUCCCAGACGAAGACGAGGCCCCUGCUGCUGAGGUAACAGGGCAAGCGACGGCUGCUUAGGAUACAGAUGCAGUUGAACCAACUGACAGUAAGCACUUGGAGCCCCUGGAUGAUAUAUCUACUCUGAGGAAGACAAGGGAUGUGCCUUCCCCCACACUUGAACCCUUCCACACAUUUUGACCCCUAACCCUUGACAGUCUACCCUUGAUUUUUAUCUGUAGUAUAAAACUUUUCUCCCUGUCUUGCAUCGGGGAAUUGUCUGUGUAUAUGUUCAGAUAAUGCCUGCUUUAUGGAAACAAACAUCUGAUAUAUUAUUCUAAUGUACUCCACCUGUUCCAAGAAGAGGUACAUAUUCCUCUUGUAUCACAUUGGAGAUGUUUAGAAAUGGUCCAUCUAUGUAGGCUUCACAACUGAACCUGUGUCACUGCAGAUAGUCAGUCAUAUUUUACAAUGCAUUACUCUUCUCACCUUUUUAGAUGCGCACAGUCACAAAACAACUGUGAGUUUACUACUGGUUCAUCUGCACAACCUUUGAACGGAGACUGUCUUUCUCUCAAUGGGAGUUAUAUUUUCUUAGUAUACAGUAUGGUUGCAGCUGUGAAGGCUAAGGAUACUCUCACAGCAUAGUAUGUCAUAGUUUACUUCACCCAAGAAACCUCACACUAGACUCACUCCAAUGGUGUUUUCUGAUUCUCACCAUCCAAGGCAAUACUACACAUCCGCUGCUCAGCCACCAAUUGCCUCAUGGCCGGGUAGGAAUGUGACCAGCAUUCUUCAACUAUCCUCAUGUUCUAACUCUUUGGGCUGAUUCCAAUGUGAACAUCACAAGUAUUUAACUCAAAGGGAAUGCGAUCAGACUGCUUUUGGAAAUCAAAUCAAAUCAAAAAAUCACUCUUUCUGAGUCACUGACUUGUUUUUGGGAGACCAGAUCAAUUAGGCUACCUUACCAGCUCAGUAUUCCUCCAGCUUGUGAUCUACAGACCUUUUAUUAAUGCAGUGUUACAGUUGAACAAACCUUCGCAGUUGCAUGCCAGACAUGUGAUUCAUAUUGGGAAAAGAGCAUGACAACGAAUCAGUCAGGUUUUUACAGUCGGUGAUGUCUCUUCAAGCUAGACUCCAUUGCGUAGUCCAUGAUGUCGCUCUUCAAGAUUUCAUAAGGCAGACAUUUUCAUCUCUCUUUUAACUUUCUCCCUCCCCCUCUGUUGUAGAGCCUUUCUCUGCUCAGCACCAUGGCUAUAGAGUACACAGCUGUUAGAUAGUCCAUUUAUUUAAGUGACCCACUAUAGCUUAUUGUGGUGAAAAGCUGAAUCUGAAAUAGGAAAAGCCAUGAGUUGAGUGUAUAGCAUGUUUUCCUAGGCUGGUAUAAACAGUUGAGUGUUGUGCUUGUUGUCAUAUGAAAACAGUUUUUACUCUGCAGUCAGGCUUGUGUGGUGACAUACGUUAACUCAGCGCUUGAUAUGGCUCAGUGAGUGUUUUUAAAGUUUUUUUCAGCUUUUCAAAUGAAUGAUUUACUAGUUAGUUUAGAUUCCCAAAUACAUGUUCGUAACUUUGUCAGAACCAGUUAAAAUAAUCUGCAGGCCCUACAAGGCUUUCACUGUAGACAUACUCUACAUAUUUGUUGUAGGACUAGUUAUCUUCUCACUUUCCUCACAUAUUAUAUUUUAUUUUUGAAAUGUUAGGCAUAUUUGAAAUGGUACCGAGACCGUUGAUAAGAAGUGAAUGUAGAAUCAUUCCUAAUUAAGUAGUGGGAUAAUUCAAUGUGUCUGUCCUAAUGUUUGCAGGCAGGUUUUGAAUGGGCUAUAUAGUGGCUUGUCCUGUGAGUGGAGGGCUUCACGCUGUGCAUCUGGCCUAGCAUGGGCUACAAACUGUGACUAUUUGAAACAUUGCUGUUUUUCUGAAAUAAAGGAAUAUUUCAGUUUUGUCUACA
Molecule: messenger RNA, 3205 nt
Organism: Oncorhynchus mykiss (rainbow trout)
Lineage: Eukaryota; Metazoa; Chordata; Actinopteri; Salmoniformes; Salmonidae
Source: RefSeq, a predicted model, not a curated record